This is a messenger RNA of Magnolia sinica, 2988 nucleotides long. Its product is annotated as receptor-like protein EIX1. The transcript has a single exon. Lineage: Eukaryota; Viridiplantae; Streptophyta; Magnoliopsida; Magnoliales; Magnoliaceae. The record is from RefSeq and is a predicted model, not a curated record. Bases 1 to 2988 code for a protein of 995 amino acids. Gene Ontology annotation, molecular function: protein binding.
AUGGAGAGAAGAGGCUUUCUUGUUUCCCUCUUUCUAUUAAAAGUGCUAAUAUACGCCGGAGGAUAUGGGAAAGUGAGUGGUUGCUUGGAUUCGGAGAGAAAAGCUCUGAUUACUUUUCGGAAGGCUCUGAACGAUCCCUCCAAUCUUCUCUCUUCUUGGGAUGAUGCCUCAGACUGCUGCAAUUGGAGAGGUAUUACCUGCCACAACAUAACUGGGUAUGUUCUUAAACUCGACCUCCACAGAAACUUCUCAGAUCAGCUAAGUGGCGGAAUUGAUCCAGCUUUGUUGGAAUUGAAGCAUCUUCAGUUCUUAGACUUGAGCCAUAAUGCUUUUAACGGUAUCCCAAUUCCAAGGUUCUUGGGUAUGAUGAAGGAGUUGAGGCAUUUGAACUUGUCAGAUGCAGGGUUCAGUGGGAGUAUCCCUCAUCAGCUUGGAAACCUCUCUAAACUCAUUUCCCUGAAGCUUUCUUCAGAUUAUUCUUUGAGUGCCAAAAACCUUUGGUGGUUGACAACCCUACCUGCUCUCAAUUACCUCCACAUGUCUUAUGUGAACCUUUCCAUGGCAAGCCAUGAUUGGGUGCACGUAAUGAACAUGUCUCCUUCCCUUGUUGAGCUAAGCUUAAUCGGUUGUGGUCUUUCAUAUAUUUCUCCAGCUCUUCCUUCUGUUAAUUUUACAACUCUCCGUGUCAUUGAUCUCCAUUUUAACUACUUCAAAACUACCAUUCCAAACUGGAUAGCUAACAUUAGUAGUCUCGUGUCCUUGUAUCUUUCACAUAACAAUUUUCAUGGUAAGGUGCCUUAUCAAUUUUCACAGCUUCCUAACUUGGAAGAGUUGGGGUUGGGAUCAACUGAUGAUAACCUGAGGGUUGAUUGGUCAGAGUUCCUUGAAGGCAGCUGGAGGAAGCUGAAGAAACUUGAUCUAUCUUUCAGUCAGCUGCAUGGAGGAAUCCCCAACUCUAUUUGGAAUAUGACAUCACUUGAGUCUCUCUCUUUGUCAUUCAGUGAGAAUAUAACAGGUAGCAUUCCAAGAGCCAUAACUAAGCUUAUCAAUUUAGAGAGCCUGUUUUUCUAUGGAUACAAAAUGCAUGCAGCCAUUCCUGAUUGGUUAUAUAAGCUCAAAAAUCUUAAACACCUUACUUUCAUGGAUUGCAUGCUGACAGGCCCAAUCCCUGCAGCUCGUCUUGGAGGAUUGUCUUCCUUACAAAGUUUAUCUCUCCGUGGGAAUCAGUUGAAUGGGACAAUCCCAACAACUUUAGGACAACUUUCUAACUUGUAUUUGCUUGACCUCUCUUCCAACUCCUUGGCAGGAAAAGUGUCUGAAAGUUUUUUUGAAAACCUUGAAAAGUUGACAUCAUUGGAUUUGUCUUUCAAUUCUUUGGUUUUUGAUCCACACUCAGAUUGGACCCCUCCAUUUCAGCUUUCUUACAUUUACCUAGGAUCAUGUCAUUUAGGUCCUCGAUUUCCUCUCUGGCUACGGACACAAAAAUACGUACAGGGGUUGGAUCUCUCUAACACAAGUAUCGCUGGCAUCAUCCCCACCUGGUUUUGGGAUUUAACACCCCAACUUUCAUCUUUGAACCUUUCAAAUAACCAGAUUUCUGGCCAAUUGCCCAACCCUUUAAAAAUGCAGACUCAGGCCUUCUACAUUGAUUUGAGUUUGAAUCAUUUCAGUGGUCCCAUACCCUGCAUUUUGAAUGGAGCCAUAGUACUUGAUCUCUCCAACAAUCAAUUUUCUGGAACAAUCCCACCAAAUUUUACAUCCACAAUACAAUAUUUAGAAUUCUUUUCCGCCAAAGGUAACAAAAUCAGUGGCAUGAUUCCCUCAUUCAUAGAAGGAAUGAAUUCCUUGAAUGUCCUUGACCUUUCCCGAAACAAUAUUGGUGGUAUCAUUCCAUUGAGUUUGGGUAAUUGUGUAGCACUUGAGGCACUUGAUUUGAGCAACAACAAGUUAUCAGGAGAAAUACCUGGGUCUUUGGGUCAGUUGUGUCGACUCCGAAUAAUGCACUUAAGCAACAAUAACCUAUCAGGAGAAGUCCCUUCAUCAUUGAAGAAAUGUACCAGUUUGGAGACUCUCGACCUUGGACACAACAAUUUCUCAGGUUGUAUUCCCGCUUGGAUUGGCGAAAGCUUCCGUGCUUUAAGAAUUCUGAGUUUACGAUCAAAUUUGUUUACUGGCAACAUCCCACCACAACUAUCAAACCUAACUUCUCUUCAGCUCCUUGAUGUGGCACAAAAUUGUUUAUCUGGUUCUAUUCCCGUAAGUUUCGAAAAUCUCAUGGCCAUGAAGAAUGAGCAGAAGAUAAACCUUGUUCUUUCCUAUGGAGGGAUAGUAUCAUCAUAUUACAGGGUAUCAUCAUAUUACAGGGAAAAUUUGCUAGUGUCAAUAAAGGGGAAAAUGCUUGAAUACACUGGAGCAGUUUCACUGGUUACAUGCAUGGACCUUUCAAGCAAUAACUUAUCUGGAGAGAUUCCUGAAGGACUUACAAGUCUUUUGGGACCGCGUGCCUUAAACUUUUCUGGAAAUCAUUUGACCGGAAAGAUCCCAGACGAGAUUGGUAAAUUAGCAUUACUAGAGUCUCUUGAUUUCUCAAAAAAUAAGCUUUCAGGUACACUUCCUCUGAGCAUUUCAAAUUUAACUUUUCUAAGUUACUUGAACUUGUCAUGUAAUAACUUGUGGGGGAAAAUUCCAUCUGGAAAUCAGCUCCAGACAUUUCAAGAUCCUUCAAUUUAUAUGGGCAACAACAGACUUUGUGGGCCUCCUCUUUCAGUUAAGUGUGUUGGUGAUGAGAUAUCUCAAGGUCCCAAGCUAGUUGGUGGUGAUGUAGAAAAAGAUGAAGAAGACAAUAACAUGCUUUGGUUUUAUUCUGCCAUGGGACUAGGAUUUGCUGCGGGGUUAUGGGCCUUCUGUUGUCUUCUAAUGUUCAAUGACUCAUGGAGAAUUGCCUAUUACCGCUUCUUGGAUGAGAUGAUAGAUAGACUUUUUUUGUAA